AACGCGGGAGGUGAGUUUUCUGGGAGGGAGGAGCUGGCCGGCGGCGGCUGCCCCGAGGAGGUGGAGACACUGCUGAAGGAGGGGCUCAGGGCUGGGAUUUCGGGAGAGGAAGAUGCCAGCCACAGACCUUGUGAUGUUGAAGGCCUUUGAGCCUUACUUCGAGAUUUUGGAAGCAUAUUCCACUAAAGCCAAGAAUUAUGUCAAUGGACAUUGCACCAAAUAUGAGCCCUGGCAACUGAUUGCAUGGAGUGUUGCAUGGACCCUGUUGGUAGUCUGGGUGUAUGAGUUUGUUUUCCAGCCAGAGAGUUUAUGGUCAAGGUUUAAAAAGAAAUUCUUUAAAGUCAUCAGGAAGAUGCCAAUUACUGGUCGCAAGAUCCAAGAAAAGUUGAAUAAGGCCAAGGAGGAUAUCAGCAAGAACAUGUCAUUCUUGAAAGUGGACAAAGAGUAUGUGAAAGCUCUGCCCUCCCAGGGUUUGAGUGCACCUGCAGUUCUGGAGAAACUCAAGGAAUACAGCUCCAUGGAUGUCCUCUGGCAAGAAGGGAGAGCCUCGGGAACAGUGUACAGUGGGGAGCAGAAGCUCACAGAGCUGCUGGUGCAGGCUUAUGGAAAUUUUGCAUGGAGUAACCCACUGCAUCCAGAUGUCUUCCCAGGACUACGUAAGCUAGAAGCAGAAAUUGUGAGGAUGAGCUGCUCCCUGUUCAAUGGGGGCCCAGAUUGCUGUGGGUGUGUUACCUCUGGGGGAACAGAAAGCAUCCUGAUAGCCUGCAAAGCUUAUCGGGACCUGGCCUUAGAGAAGGGGAUCAAGACUCCAGAAAUUGUGGCUCCCCAAAGUGCCCAUGCCGCAUUUGACAAAGCAGCCUGUUACUUUGGGAUGAAGAUUGUACGGGUUCCACUGAACAAGAUGAUGGAGGUGGAUAUACGGGCGAUGAGAAGAGCCAUCUCCAGGAACACUGCUAUGCUCGUCUGCUCCACCCCACAGUUUCCUCAUGGUGUGAUAGAUCCUGUCUGCGAAGUGGCCAAGCUGGCUGUCAAAUACAAAAUACCCCUUCAUGUGGAUGCUUGUCUGGGGGGCUUCCUCAUUGUCUUUAUGGAGAAAGCAGGAUACCCACUGGACAAACCAUUUGACUUCCGGGUAAAAGGUGUGACCAGCAUUUCAGCUGAUACCCAUAAGUAUGGCUAUGCCCCGAAAGGCUCAUCAGUGCUGUUGUACAGUGACAAGAAGUAUAGGAGCUACCAGUUCUUCAUUGAGACAGAUUGGCAGGGUGGCAUCUACGCUUCCCCAACCAUUGCAGGCUCUCGCCCUGGUGGCAUUGUUGCAGCCUGUUGGGCCGCCUUGAUGUACUUCGGUGAGAACGGCUAUGUUGAAGCUACCAAACAGAUCAUCAAAACCACUCGCUUCCUCAAGUCAGAGCUAGAAAAUAUCAAAGGCAUCUUUGUUUUCGGGAAUCCCCAACUGUCAGUCAUUGCACUGGGCUCCCGGGACUUUGAUAUCUACCGACUGUCUAACUUGAUGACUGCUAAGGGGUGGAACCUGAACCAGUUGCAGUUCCCCCCCAGCAUUCAUUUCUGCAUCACGUUAGUGCAUACCCAGAAGCGAGUAGCAAUCCAGUUCCUAAAAGACAUCCGGGAAUCUGUCACUCAAAUCAUGAAGAACCCUAAAGCCAAGACCACAGGAAUGGGUGCCAUCUAUGGGAUGGCCCAGGCAGUUGUUGACAGGAAGUUGGUGGCAGACCUCUCCUCAAUGUACUUGGAUAGCCUGUACAGUACGGACACUAUAACUCAGAGCAACCAGAUGAAUGGCUCUCCAAAACCCCACUGAGCUUGGGCCCUUUUUGGUCCCAAGGGGCUUAUGGUCUUCAGAAGGUUCUUGGGAUAUGGAACAGGCCACACACAACUUUGACAUCUGGUCCUGCUCCACAGGGCACGAGAUUGAUCAUGUAACAGUUUCAACCUCAGGAUUUGGGUUCCUCUUUUGUUAACUUUGUGGGUUUUCAAUUGGAAGACCCAGAAGGAUUCUUCAUAGUAUAAUGAAUUUGCCCUUGUUAUAUAAACGUUGCCCUAGGAAUUAUUUGAGCCAUUUCUUUUUCUAACUUCUCUAGCUUUCAUCUCUAUUUAAUGGCCAUUCUGACUCGUCCUGAUCCCUUGGGAAAGCCAGGAGAUAGCAUAUGGGGAUCUUUGCUACCUCAGGCAGAUGUUUUGGUGGCCAGAUGGGAGGCAUUUUUGUAACUAUUGUUUCCCCAGGUGGGUAUUAAAUGUGUCCUGAGAAGGAGGCCAUUUUAGCCCUCUGUUUAUGAGUAAGUCAGUUGUCUCUUAGAAUCUCUUUCAUUGCCACUUGUUUCAUUUUUCCAGGACCCAGGUUGGCUAAGUGGUUGGUGCCUGUGGUGCAGGAUGAGCAACUGAGCACAUGGCUCAGUCUCCCAUGGCAUGGCUGGGAGUACUUCAGGCCCUGCUUCACCUUGGUUGCCACCAUCUUUGUAGAUGCUUGUUGGCAGAUAUGCCCAUUGCUUUGUUGUUCUUGUUGUGGAAUGGGAAAGGAAUGUGGUUUCCAGAGAAUUAAGGAUUUGCUGGAUGAGUAGUGGCAGUGGUCAUGCACAGC
Molecule: messenger RNA, 2596 nt
Organism: Dipodomys ordii (Ord's kangaroo rat)
Lineage: Eukaryota; Metazoa; Chordata; Mammalia; Rodentia; Heteromyidae
Gene: Sgpl1
Product: sphingosine-1-phosphate lyase 1
Exons: 15
Coding region: 113-1819 (568 amino acids)
Biological process (GO): carboxylic acid metabolic process; sphingolipid catabolic process
Cellular component (GO): endoplasmic reticulum
Molecular function (GO): sphinganine-1-phosphate aldolase activity; pyridoxal phosphate binding
Source: RefSeq, a predicted model, not a curated record